Molecule: messenger RNA, 885 nt
Organism: Peronospora belbahrii
Lineage: Eukaryota; Oomycota; Peronosporomycetes; Peronosporales; Peronosporaceae
Source: the annotation of a GenBank genome assembly
AUGUAUCUACGAAAAAGUCGACGUUAUCGACGUGAGGAUUGGCAACGGAUGCCACCAUUUCUAAGAGCCGUAGUUGUUGGUACUGCAACUAUUGGUGGAUUUUAUCUUAUUAAUCAUGUAGAAACAAUGCCCCAGAAUGGUCGUCAUCGUCUUAUGUUUCUAUCACCAGAAUAUGAAAUAAAAUUAGGUGAACAAACGUAUCGUGAAAUUGUGAAAAAUUCUCGAUUAUUGUCACCAUUGCAUCCCAUGUCACAAGCAGUCGCACGUGUUGGUCGUAAAAUUGCUCAAGAAACAAGUGACGUUCCAUACUUGAAAUGGACAUUUCAUGUGAUUGAAGCAAAGGAACCAAAUGCUUUUUGUCUUCCUGGUGGUAAAAUUUUUGUUCACUCGGGACUAUUUAAAGUAUUACGCAAUGAAGAUGCUUUGGCAGCCGUCCUGUUUCAUGAAGCUGCUCAUGGUCUCGCUCGACACGGUGCUGAAAAAAUCUCAUUCAGUUUGCUGGUCUAUGGGCUUUUAGCGCUCAUUUUCCCAGAUUACGGUCAGAUCAGUGAUCUGAUGGUGAAGCUUGCGGUAGAUUUACCAUUCUCACGCAAGUUAGAAUUGGAGGCUGACUCAAUCGGUCUGCGGCUUAUGGCUCAAGCGUGCUACGAUCCUCGUGCUAGUAUUCAAAUGAACACGUCAUUGGGUCAGCUGGAUAAAGGCUCGCAGUUCAAAUACUUUUCAACGCAUCCGCCUAGUGCAGAACGAGUGCAGGCACUACGAAAUCAACUGGGUGAUGCACUUGAAAUCUACGAGGCAUCGGACUGUGGGUCACGGAAAGAAGCUUUUGCUAGACCCAUGAAACCAGCAUUCUCGCCUCGAGGCAACGCCACGAUGGAUUGGUAA